CAGGGAGUUCUGUACAUUUCCAUGUUGUUUCUUGAUGGCUCCAGUGCUGGGCAUUUGAAAACUUUAAACCCCAAAAAUAGCACUUUCUGCUUCUGGACUAGAUCCAUAUCAGAUGGCCAAACGCGUUAUGUAUUUCUCCAAAAGACUCAGACAUCUCUUCUUCUGUAUGACAGCAUCUGGAACAAAAACAACAGCCUUUUCAGUUGCAUAACAAGCAAUCAACGAUCUGCUAUUAAGAGUUACGUGUCCAGGUGUUGGGAUUUAAGAAGCAGCUCUUUUUCAGAGAGCCCUGAUGUACGCUUUAACAUCAGACAACUGGUUAAACCUGAUGGCCCUUGUCAGACUGCACAUAUUUUAAUGGGAAUUUCAGAAUCUGUACAUAAGGCCAGAGACCUGAGGAGUGUUGACCCUGAUGGAUCUGUGCAACAGGACAACGGAAAGAGUUCAGAUCUGAAGCUUCGUCGCUCAAAGCGAGCAUGGAUGAUUCCAGGAACUGUAUGGUGUGGCUCUGGAAAUCAGGCAUCUAACUUUUCAGACCUGGGUGUGUUUGAAAAAACCGAUAAAUGUUGCAGAGAACACGACCACUGUAAGGAGACUAUUGCAUCUUUUUCAUUUGACCAUGGAGUCUUCAACACAAACAUAUUCACUUUAUCUCACUGCGACUGUGAUAACAGGUUCCGCCAUUGUCUCUUGGGGGUUAAUAAUACUGUGUCCAACAUUGUGGGCUACGGCUACUUCAACCUGCUGAAGAUGCGCUGCUUUGAGUUCUCGGAUAGGAUGCAGUGUGCAAGAAGAACAUGGUGGGGCAGGUGCAUAUUUUCUAAACUCACACAAUAUGCGGUGAUCAAAGGUCCAACAAACUACACCGACGCAUUCCCUGAAACAGACGAAUAUAUUCUGGAAAUGAGCUUUCGUCAGACGAUCACGCUCGAUGACAAUCAGGUCACCAAAAACUCUGAAGCAUCCUUGUCCAUACAAGCCAAUGAUUCCAGGAGCAACAGUGAAGCGCCGAGUCCGGUUUCUGCAUUACCAGAGCCAUCUGUUACAACACUGUGGUCCCGGAAAUCGGAACCUUCCAUAUUACCAACAGACACACCAAAGACAACACUUCCCCAGUAUACAUGGGACAGACUGCAAAAAGGCAAGUUUGAGGUAUGUGACAGCUAUAGAGACCUGGAUUCAUGCCAUCUACAGAUCCCUGCUUUACAGGAGAAAUUUGGUCUACGAAACCCCGACGUCAGAACCAUGUAUCACUGCAAUUGUACAGAAAGGCUCGCCCAAAAAAUCUUCAAUAUGGAUGAGGUUGGUCCUGUGCAUUUUUUGUUAAUGGACUUUGUGUCACAAUCCUGCUUUAUCCUCCCUCAGUCUGAGAACUGUGCGGAAAGAACUAGUUGCUCUGACUCUCAAGCAGAAGCGCCAGUUAUCCAGCACUGGAGGAAAGGCGUGACGCAAGUGCGACAUCUAGUGGACUUCAAUCGCAACUUCAAAAGGAUGAACCUCAAACGCUCCAAGAGAAAAGACUCCGCAGUCAAAUUACGCAAGAAAUGCCUCAGGAUGCACACAAAACUACACAGAACUCGAGUUACUGAACAACAACUUUUUUAAAUACCAUAUACAAUAUACAAUAUAAAACUUAUAGAAUUUAAUAACAAUAAAUGUGGGGAGAA
Triplophysa rosa is the source of this 1667-nucleotide messenger RNA. RefSeq names its product phospholipase A2 group III (gene pla2g3). The transcript has 7 exons. NCBI's taxonomy places the organism in Eukaryota, Metazoa, Chordata, Actinopteri, Cypriniformes, Nemacheilidae. Gene Ontology annotation, molecular function: A2-type glycerophospholipase activity. The record is from RefSeq and is a predicted model, not a curated record. Gene Ontology annotation, biological process: arachidonate secretion; phospholipid metabolic process. Bases 22 to 1605 code for a protein of 527 amino acids.